AUGAUGAAAAUAAACCUUUCCUUGCUGAAGCAACAACACGUUAUGAGAAGUACGAACCAAAUUAUUGUCAUCCACACUCUUCAUCGGAAUCAAAAUGGUGGAAAGAGAGAAUUAAACACAACAACAUCCUUUAAGAUAAAUCCAAAUUUGAAUAGAAGCAGUCAUCUCAUGACCCUCCACACCUGCAAUAUUAAUUCCGAUACAAGUAUGAUGAAUCAUCAUCGAUCAUUUUCAAAUUGUUCUAGCCGUAAUUUUAGUCAGAAUUUAUCUUGCAAAAGAAAUAAUGUUGUUAUAGAUUCAUUUAGAAGCAUUUGUAAAGAAUUUGAAAUUCCGCUGCCUUUAGAAAACUCAAAUUUAUUGAAGGCUGUCCUUCAGACAGAUGGUGCUGCAUCAGAAGCACACAGAUUGAAUUUUAUUGGAAGGAAUGUUACGUCACUGUGUAUUGCUGAUUAUCUAUUUUCUCACUUUCCUAACUUGAGUCAUGAUCAUCUGACACUCGCAACACAAGAAUUUUUGAAGAAGAGAACAAUUGUAGAGGUUGCGAAAGGUAUCAAGUUGGAUAAUUUAUUGAAGGGAAACUUUUCGAAUAUUGACUUUGCAGCAAUAGAUCCAGAAUUAGAGGGAGACGAAGAACGAAAAGGAGACUUGAAUAUUGAAAGAAAUAACUUGGAUUCUCUAUUGGUAUUUACAGUUUUUAGAAUUGUUGCUGCAAUAUUCGAUCAAUGUGGACUUUUGGAAGCAAGAAAAUUCGUUGUGAAGCAUAUUGUGUCAAAGAGUGUGGAUAUUACUGGCAUGUUGCAUUCAUUCGAUCCCAGACUUCAACUCACCCAAAUGGUACAAACAGGUGAAAUGCAUGACCAUGCCCAUAAAACUCUCCAAUUUAAGGAAGUUGGAAAGGACGAAAAGAAAUUUAUCACCGUUCAUGUUUUGGCUGAUGGUGAAGUGAUUGGUGAGGGUGUAGGACAAACAAAAAAGAUUGCAGAACAAAAAGCGGCACAAGACGCUCUCAACAAAUGGUUUGCUCAUUAUCAUGGAGCUCCAACACCUCUCCAAAAGUUUAAGAUUUAA
Naegleria fowleri is the source of this 1068-nucleotide messenger RNA. RefSeq lists its product as uncharacterized. Gene Ontology annotation, molecular function: ribonuclease III activity. The record is from RefSeq and is a predicted model, not a curated record. The transcript has a single exon. Lineage: Eukaryota; Heterolobosea; Eutetramitea; Acrasida; Naegleriidae. Bases 1 to 1068 code for a protein of 355 amino acids. Gene Ontology annotation, biological process: RNA processing.